AUGGCUCACGUUCAUUUUGGAUAUCGAGGAUAUCCAGUUCGAUCACCAUUAGCAUACUAUCCAGUACUGCAUCAUGUUCCAGUACAUCAUCAAUCUUCAGUAGGAAAUAGACAUGAUGUACCAAGACAUUUACCUGUUUUACAUGCACCAACAUAUCCUGGAGAAUACAAUUUUUAUGAAGGAGAAGAAGAAGAGCAAGAACUAUACAACUAUUCACCAGUUGUAAUGCCAGAUCAACAUAGAAGAUCAACAUAUUACUCAAUAAUGCGAGCUCCAACUUUUAUGUCAUUACAAAAUUAUUAUAAACGAUCAUCUCAUCGAUAUUUUCGACCUAAACAUUCAUCAUAUAUCUAUUAUUGA
Rotaria sp. Silwood1 is the source of this 360-nucleotide messenger RNA. The record is from the annotation of a GenBank genome assembly. NCBI's taxonomy places the organism in Eukaryota, Metazoa, Rotifera, Eurotatoria, Philodinida, Philodinidae.